AAAUUGUGGCUUUUCCAUCGGUUUUCAUAAGAAACAAUGGCAUGAAUAUUAUCCCUGGAGUUUGCAUAGACAAAAAUAUGACUAAAUUUCUAUUUGACCAAAUACUACCAAAGCCAAAACAUCUCACCCAGGCCUUCCGUUUUAAUUCCUUCUUUGUGCGCUCAAUAUCUUGCGGAGUGGCCUCCCGUUUUCUUCUUGGUGCACUCAAGGACAUGGAACUCCGCCAGAGAUGGAGCAAUACAUCAACACAAAGACAUGGAGCUCCUCUACGAACAGAGCAAUCCGACCGUCUUGUCCUCGCCAUCGCCCUCCGCGGACAGCAGAAUAAUCACCGCCGCCGCCCUGGUCUUCUCCGUCCUUUCCAGAUCCAGUCGCCUCCCUGGCCGUCGUCAUCUCCUUGGCCGUCGUCAUCUGUUUUCGUGGACGGAGUAGACGGAUUGUUUCUGUCGUCAUCGCCAACGUUCAGAUCUGUGAUACCUAUGAUUUCUAAGAGAUGUCGUGCGGCGCUCUGGCGGCGAGGAGCAUCACCGGCGGUUGAUCCAGAUCCAGUUGGAACAGCUAGGGUUGGGGGUAUUGCGGUGGCUUGGGACAAGAUUUGGGCCAAGGGAAGGUAGGGAGGGACUAGGGAGGGGGCUAGGGGCAGGGGAGGGGUGAUUUGGGGGCGAAGGAGGUUAUGCUAUGAGCUAUCGACGGCGGCGGUAGACUCGAUGGCAGUACGUGGUGGGGAUGCAUCAGUGUUUUUUGUUGUCACGACUAGCCGGACAUGGUUAGGGUUGGGGAGGGUGGCUGUCACGGUGGCGGCGGUUUCUGGAACGGAAACUAUGAUGGAGGUUCUAUCACACUUUCACCGGAAAAAGUUGCCGGAAAAUUUUCCAGUGACAUAGUGACAUGUUACACGUGACACAGUGACACUGACGCUGGCUACAGUGACACGGGCGGUGGCUACAGUGACACGGGCGGUGGCUACAGUGACACGGGCAGUGGCUACAGUGACACCGAAGGUGGUGCCAGUAACAUUUGAUAGUGACAUUAAAAUUGAAUAGUGACAUUAAAAUCUGAUUAUGACACGGGCUAAAGUGACACGGGUGGUGGCUAAAGUGACACGGGUGGUGGCUACAGUGACACAUGCGGUGGCUACAGUGACACAGGCGGCGGCUAUAGUGACACGAGCGAUGGCUACAGUGACAUGGGCAGUGGAUGUAGUUACAAAAAAAAACGAAUAUAGUGACAUAAAAUUUUUACAGUUACAUCAUGUUUUCUAAUUGCACAUAUAUGACUUUCUUGAUCACUUUUUUGCCCCUUUUUAAAAGUGGUCACUUUUUGGAUAAAUGGUUCAAAAUUAGUAAUAUCCUAAAAACCCCUUUUCAUAAAUCGGUACUCUUUUCCCUUCUCUUUUUGAUAAUACGUAGUAUUUGAUUAGUAGAAUAAUCGUUUACCUAUAUAAAAAGUAAAUUAAUAUUAUCUCGUUCUUAAAUAAAU
Messenger RNA from Cuscuta epithymum, 1479 nucleotides. NCBI's taxonomy places the organism in Eukaryota, Viridiplantae, Streptophyta, Magnoliopsida, Solanales, Convolvulaceae. The record is from the annotation of a GenBank genome assembly.